CUGCCAGGCUCAGCACGGCGUAUAUGCAGACAAGUGAACGGCGAGCCUUGCUACCUCACUGGAAGAGAGACUUGUAUUUUCAUCAUUUUUACUGUCAGCCAUGGCUCGUAUGAAUAGACCUGCCCCUGUGGAGAUCACCUAUAAGAACAUGCGGUUCCUCAUCACCCACAAUCCUACCAAUGCCACUCUGAACAAAUUCAUAGAGGAACUGAAGAAGUAUGGUGUAACAACUGUUGUUAGAGUGUGCGAAGCAACAUAUGAUGCCAACUUGGUGGUCAAAGAGGGCAUUCAAGUUUUUGACUGGCCAUUUGAUGAUGGAGCUCCUCCUUCUAACCAGAUUGUUGAUGACUGGUUGAACUUGCUGAGGAUUAGGUUUAGAGAGGAUCCUGGUUGUUGCGUAGCUGUACACUGUGUAGCUGGCCUUGGAAGAGCUCCAGUCCUGGUUGCUCUUGCCAUGAUUGAGUGUGGAAUGAAGUAUGAGGAUGCUGUUCAGUUUAUUCGACAGAAGCGUCGGGGAGCAUUUAACAGCAAGCAGCUCUUAUAUCUGGAGAAAUAUCGUCCAAAGAUGCGUCUUCGAUUCAAAGACUCAAACGGCCACCGUAACAACUGCUGCAUCCAGUAGAAAAUGCGCAGCAACACUGCAGUAAUGUGGACAGUUAGGUCUUUUAAUUGGUGAACCUGUAAAAAAAAAAAAACUGCUAAAGAUAUAAAAUGAAAUUAGUUGUUAGUUCCCCUGCUCUUCUUGAUUUGAUGUUUUGUCCUCUUCCAGCGAGGUCGAGUUUAGAGGUUUGCACAUUUAUUUGCACCUCUCAUUUCUGCCAUUGGCUUGUGAACAUAUUUAUAGCAAGUUUUUACGAGUACCCUCUGCCAAACAUCAAAAUGGUAUCGUUUAACUGUCAUUUAGCUUUUGAAGGUCCUAAAAUGCCUUAUUAUUGAAAUGAAGAGGCCAUUCUGUGUGGUGAAAUCAAUUGCUUUAGGAAAAGCUUAUGAAUUAAUGAAAGGAAGGUCAACAAUACUAAUAAUAAAAAAAACUGAAUGCAUAAUGGUUAUAUUGCUUAUAAUGUAUAAUAGAUGUAUUGGGAAGUGCAUAUGAAAGGUGUGGGAUCUAGUUUGUGUUGUUUAUUCAGACAUUGUUUACUAAAUACUGCCAUGUCAAUAGUGUGAUGUCGAUGUUUUGGCUUCAAACUGGACCUCUGAUAUUUUGUAUGCCUUUUUAUUUGAUGUGCGUAACUUAAUACUUGAUUUCUGUACGGUAUUUGAAACGUGUACUGUUAGAUUGGCUAUUUAUACUAUCACUGGGUAUGUGUUUUAGUAUAGUGAGAGGUGUAACUGUCCACUGAAUUAAGAGAAUAAAGAACUUAGGAGCGCA
Messenger RNA from Trichomycterus rosablanca, 1369 nucleotides. RefSeq names its product protein tyrosine phosphatase 4A1 (gene ptp4a1). Gene Ontology annotation, cellular component: nucleus; cytoplasm. The transcript is spliced from 6 exons. Bases 101 to 622 code for a protein of 173 amino acids. Lineage: Eukaryota; Metazoa; Chordata; Actinopteri; Siluriformes; Trichomycteridae. The record is from RefSeq and is a predicted model, not a curated record. Gene Ontology annotation, biological process: protein dephosphorylation. Gene Ontology annotation, molecular function: protein tyrosine/serine/threonine phosphatase activity; protein tyrosine phosphatase activity.